Molecule: messenger RNA, 1779 nt
Organism: Polychytrium aggregatum
Lineage: Eukaryota; Fungi; Chytridiomycota; Chytridiomycetes; Polychytriales
Exons: 8
Coding region: 48-1640 (530 amino acids)
Cellular component (GO): membrane
Source: RefSeq, a predicted model, not a curated record
CCCGGAAACUCAAUCCCGGAGGAAUCUCUCUCCCUCUCUCUGCUCCCAUGACCCGCAGCCUGUUUGAUGCCCAAACACUGAUCCGUCUGUUUGCAGGUCCUUCUGGUUUGAUCUCGCAGAUCGGCUGGUUCACGCAGAUGUGGACCAUGGACACAUAUCCCGAGCUGGCCUCCUAUCGCGGGCUGCAGCGGCAGUUCAAUGGAUCGGCUCGCUUUGCCCUCACAUCGUCGGCUCUCAAUGCAUCGGGCCUUGGCCCCCCAGACGCCUGUCCGGACUGUGGGGCCCGUGUAUGGAAUACCACUGCAUCUGGAUACGGAGCGCUUUUUGCGAUCGAUCCAUCAUGGGCAGGUGACGUUCAGCUGCAUGUAACUCUGAACAACAUGAAUCUCAUGGUCGAAUGGUCUGGAAGUGAGAACGGGCUCAUUCAAGCGUUUACAAAGCUGAACGCCAUCCACCAGCCUUUCAUUAUGGCAUUUUACGAGCCACACUCUCUGUUCAAUCUUUGGAUUGCCAAGAACGACUCCAGCUAUCGCCUAUCAAGAAUAUCAUUGCCAGAAUACGACUCCAACCUCUGCAAUGCAUCAUGCGCUGACUUCUCGAGCUUGGUGGUGCAAAAAAUCGUCAAUUCACAGCUUUCGACAACAAACCCAGAGGUUUACUGGCUGACUCGUCUCUGGACAAUCACAAACACCGAUAUCAACAACUUUCUCAGCUACAGUGACAUAUUAGGGCUGGAGGACCGGGACUCGGCUUGCAUGUGGGUCAAGCAGAACAAUGCCACUUGGUCAAGAUGGCUGUGGUUUCGGCAGUGCCCAAACAACUGCAAUUCGCCAAACGGCUAUUGCUUCAUGAAUCAGUGCGUUUGCGUCGACCAGUGGUCCGGGGUCGAUUGCGGGAUCCCCGAAAACACCUACGAAGUGCCUAUUAUCGCCGGCGGGCUAGCAUUCAGUGCCAUUCUGGUCGUGAUCUAUCUCUCGUUGAGAUACAACUGCCCAAGUGGACAGAAUACAAUUGUCUUUUCGAUUGGCCUCAGCAUCGCAAAAGUGAUUGCCGACAGCAUUUUCUGGAUCAGAUACUCUGGAUUCACCAAUCGGUCUGUCUAUAUAUUGUUCACUGGCGUGGCUUUUAUCGGCGCCCCUGUUCUGUUGUCGUUUCUCCUGAUGUCGACACUUCUCGGUCGGGAAGUGAAAAAGAACUCGUCCUUUCGAAAGUAUAUGGAUCGAUACACACUGCCGCUCUGUGCAGUGAUGAUGUUGUCGUCGCUCAACCCGGCCAUCAUCAAACUGUCGUCAUCAAGGAUCAUGAAGUGGGCUGUCUUCACCGCUCCAUUGUCGCUUGAGCUCUCCAAGAACGUCAAGUAUCUCUCGCUGCUUUCCACAUUGGUUCAAGACCUGCCACAAAUAGCUCUGCAAGCCUAUGUCUCGGCCCAGACUCGAUGGGUGCCUAUCGCCAUCGCCUCAAUCUCAGUGUCGCUCUUAUCGCUGGUGUUUGGGCUCACCAACAGUAUCUUCGAUCAGCUGCUGCUGAAGUACUCUGGGGGGCACCACACCGCUGACCAACCCAACACAAAGGAAGUGUCCGAGAAGACGUUUGGCGAGCAUGGAAAACCCCCAAACUUUGUCAAGAGCGAGCCCGUAUAGCCGGUCGGGCUAACGACGGAUCUUUCUCCGGCCUAUCGCGCGCGAACAAGCCUCCGCCCAAUUAGAGUAUCACGAUUUUGAUGCUCACGCCGAUUAUCGAGUUUGGCAGUAUACGCUGGGAGCAACAGAGCUCUGUUGC